This is a messenger RNA of Cimex lectularius (bed bug), 873 nucleotides long. RefSeq lists its product as uncharacterized. Lineage: Eukaryota; Metazoa; Arthropoda; Insecta; Hemiptera; Cimicidae. The transcript has 3 exons. The record is from RefSeq and is a predicted model, not a curated record. Bases 264 to 836 code for a protein of 190 amino acids.
AGAAGAAAAUUUUCAAUAACUUACUUAUUCUGUCUGGUUAAUCAACCCUUCUAAGUCAAUGUCUUUAUUAAAAAAUAAAAAUUUGCCAUUCUUAAAAAUAGAAUGGCACUCUGAUUAGGCAGGAAUUUGCGGAUGCCCAACCGUAAACAGGGGCCCUUCCGAAUCUCUUUCUAACGGGCACAUCCUGCCAGUCAGAUAAGAUAGAAAUAUGGACGUGUGCCUCGAUCGUUGAACUCCAUCAAUCUUCUUCUAACGCCUCAAGCAUGCACGUCCUCUUUGCCCUGGCCGCAGUCGUUGCGAGUGUUAACUGUCAUAAAUAUUUUGAAACAGAACAAUUCAAGCCCUGCCCUAGGGUGAAUCCAGUACAAGACUUAAAUAUAAAAGAGCUUCAAGGCUCAUGGCAUGUCAGCUUGAUUAUACUCGACGCUGCGACUGAGAACCUCGAAGAGAGCACCGUUUGCAUCACGGGGGACAUCAUCGCCUUUAAUACCACUCACAUGAAGCAGACAUGGAACAUGUACACGCCUAGGAUGCCAAACGAACCGAUCGGUAACAUCGAGUUCAAUGUGGAUGUCAUUAAGCCAGGCCUGUGGGCUGUUGAGACACCUUUAGGAGGUGAACUAGCUGCAACGAUUUUCAGCUAUGACAACGACUUGAUCCUCGUGACGCACUGUGGGUGGCAGAAUGGCCAUCUCGUCCACCUUUGGACAGCCGGUGCUUCAAGAAAGAACAACAGCCUCAACCUUACAAUGAGAAUCAAAAUUUCAUCCAUACUACUUGCAAACGGCUUCGACCCUUCUACCACAAAAAUCAUAACAUGGAAUAACUCUUGUUAACAAGUCUGUAAUAAAUAAAAAUUGAACUUUUAAAACA